Messenger RNA from Neodiprion fabricii, 3529 nucleotides. Its product is annotated as cytochrome P450 4C1-like. The record is from RefSeq and is a predicted model, not a curated record. NCBI's taxonomy places the organism in Eukaryota, Metazoa, Arthropoda, Insecta, Hymenoptera, Diprionidae. The transcript is spliced from 12 exons. Gene Ontology annotation, molecular function: iron ion binding; heme binding; oxidoreductase activity, acting on paired donors, with incorporation or reduction of molecular oxygen. Bases 1169 to 2743 code for a protein of 524 amino acids.
UUCGGUUAUUAGCUUAUAUUAACAACAAAGUAUCGUAUACAGGCCGGGCCAAAAAACGGAUCGAUUUAAAACGAGAAUAAAAUCCGAACGCUUUAACAGAUUUUCAAAAAAAAAUUUCUACGUGAAACGAAAUGAAUAAGUCCUUUCCUUCACGAUGGAAAAUCCGUAAAAUCUUCAUACCUUGCUGAGGUUCACUCUUUUGAAAAAUGGGUUUUGAAAAAGUCACUCGGAGGAUGAAAAGAAUUAAUACUUAACAAGUUUCAUAUCCGUGUUAAAUUGUGAUUCGAAGUUUGAUUCUGACAUUUUAGCAAUUCGAGAGUCUUUUCACGUGAUAUGGAGCAUUUAUUCGUGGUGAAAGUUUCUGUUUUCACGCCAUAAUCAAGAAAGUUCACUAUCAAAAAAGUCGGUUGCAAAUGAUGUCGUGGACUCAACUAAAAUUGAUAAGCGUCAGGCGGAUGAUCUGAUCACUUCGGCCAACAAUUAUAAUCAGAAUUCAUCUCAGCAAGGAAUGAAGAUUUUGCAGAUUUUCGAACGCGAAAUGAAAGCUUCAACCUUCUAAUUAUAAGAAGAAAAAAAACGUUCUCAAGUAUCGGUUGACGAGUUCGAAUUGUAUUCACAUUGUAAACUGAUCCGGUUUACUUGGCACAUCGUGAACAGUAGUUUUACUAUUCGUAAUUUGAAAGAGCUAAUCCGUAAAUUAUGUUGAUGUAUGUUUCGAAGGAAACAACGCACCUACCGAUUAUUUGUUCCACAAAUUAUGUAUUUCUUAUGUAUAAAUUCCGAACUCUAAUAUUUUAUUCACACUGACAAGAUGUCUAGUUCAGGUAUACUAUAUAUAUAAAAUUCGGAUUACUACCUAGCAAGUCUUCAUUUUGAAGUCAUAAUUACAAGUCAUCAUCAAGAUCCUUCAUGGUUUCGCAAUAGAAAAAACUUGUUUAAUAAAACUAUCAAAGUAAAUAGUCUCUUGAUUAGAGAAUCCAAAAAAAAAUAUCUACGAAAUUAACGUAUUCAAUGUUACGAGUUACAUCAUAGUAACAAUUGUAUAUUCUGUAAUAUCAUGCACAACAAGGAGUAUAAAACAGAGUUCGCGGAAUAUCGUCACAGUCCCAAGUGCAGACUGACUUCGAACGGUUGGUUAUAAAAAAUAUACGAUACAACAGCAUUCGCGAUGGAGCGUUUGACACUAGUCACCCAAAGUGUAGUUAUUGCCUGCCUCAUUUUCUACGCUGUGUCGAAAAUUAUAGUGAACCUUGCGAAAAGGCGAUCGUUUGACAAUCAUUGUUCAAAGUUUGAGGGACCGCCACGGCUGCCCAUUAUCGGCAAUGCGUAUCUCUUUAUCGGGAGUGCCGAAGCUAUUAUGAACAGUUUCCUCCGAUUGGAUAAAACGUAUCCUGAUUGUUAUCAGUUAUCCAUUGGGAACCGUCCAGUUUUCGUAACAAGAGAUCCUAAACAAUUGAAGGUAAUAUUUCUAAGUCCCAAAACCAUUGAUAGAGCCAGUCUGCUUGACUUCGCACAGCCGUUGUUCGGUUCAGGAAUACUUUUAGCUACUGGAUCGAAAUGGCACGCGCGUCGGAAGCUGAUCGAGCCGGCCUUUAAUUCCAUCGUUCUAAACUCCUUCGUUGAUUCAUUUGCCUCACAAUCAGGAAUUAUGGUCGAGCGAAUGGAGCGCCACUUGAACGGAGCGGAAUUCAGAGUACAGAAAUAUUUGGCACCGUGUAUGCUGGACAUCUUAUGUGGAACUACUAUGGGUGUGAAAUUGGAAAUACAGACAAGCGAUAAUUGCCACUACGCAAAGACAAUGGAAAAGGUGGUGGAUAGUAUUUGCAAAAGAGUUCUGAGACCCUGGUUGCAUCCAGACUUUAUUUUCUACCGUACGAAACUUGGCAGAGAUCACCGAAAGCAAAUCCAACUUUUGCACGAGUUUGUUGAAAACGUGAUACGGAUCAAGAAAAAACAGAUCCAAGAACUUCGCAGUCGGGUAGGAUCAGCCGAUCAUGAACAGGAUAAAUCCAAUCAAGCGGAAGAAAACGCGUUUUUAAAUCGUAUGUUGAACCUUUCAAGUGACAACGAAGAACUUACAGAUGAAGAGCUUCGUGGCGAAGUCCAUGGUAUAGUGAUGCCCGGAAGUGAUGCGCCGGCCAAUGCUCUUUCUUUCGCAAUGUUGAUGCUGGCAUCUCAUCCAAUUGUGCAGGAUAAAGUUUACGAGGAACUUUGGGGAAUUUACGGAGACAAUGAUAACGGAGAUCAACUCGUCACUCCGAAACACCUGACGAGGAUGACUUACCUGGAACGAGUGAUCAAAGAAAGUCUGCGGAUGUUUCCAGGCUCGCCAUUUCUCUUUCGAGAAGUGACUGACGACUUGGAUAUAGGUGAUCGCGUUUUACCAAAAGGAAGUUCCGUCGCUCUUAACAUUCUAGGGCUACAUAGAAGUGAAAAAUACUGGUCUGACCCUCUGAAAUUUGAUCCGGACAGAUUUCUCCCGGAAAAUUUUGCGAAGCAGCACCCGUACUCAUAUAUACCAUUCGGCACAGGCCCGAGGAAUUGUUUAGGUUCGAGAUAUGCCAUGAUGUUGAUGAAAACAUCUCUCGCGAUGAUUCUACGACAGUAUGUAUUGAAGAAGGAUCGAAUUUUACCUGCUGAAAAUAUACGACUGAAAAUGGAAAUGUUGCUGAGACCUGCCGAACCAAUAACAAUAAGAAUUGAGAAACGGACGCAAGUCUCACCAAGUUUUGUCGACCUUUGAAAAUUCGAAUUCUGUAUUCCGUUACGACUGAUGAGAUAACUCAAAAUCAUAACUAUUAAACAUUUCUUUCGUGACAGUUUAUUUCCAGCUAUGAUACAUUUUUUCUAUUGUUAUGAAAUAGCAGUGAAAGCAGUCGAGAUUGAUAUUCGAUCAUCAAUAAAAAAUAAAAAAUAAAAAAUAAAACCAUGACGUAGCUGAUAAGUGACUAAAUCUCACGUCCCGAUCUUGUUGUCGAGUUUUCGAAUCGGCGGAUUUGAUUUUGUUUUUCAGGUGUCCUCUCAGUUUCUCCGGAGUCUCGACAGCUGGAAAACAAGCUCUAAAAAAUUAAUAUUGGGACGAAAAGUUCUGCGAUUUCCGAAACCAAAACGAUGUUGACAAAUGUCAGAAUUAGUAAUCGAAAUAUCAUACCGAUGACGAAUACUGAGUUUUACUCGUAACAGAAACCAUACAUAUCCGUCGCAUAGCUAAAAAUUGGAUUCCAACAUUCGAUCAUAAACUUUAUGGAAGCAUUCUAACCAAAAAAGGUGUUUUGAUAAUCACAUGAAUGUCAAGACAUAAUUCACAUUGCUGUGCUGUUGAUAAUCUCGGUAAUCUAUCAAUGUACAAAAGUCAUAUCAUAUGAAUGAUUUCAACGGUACUAAAAUAUAACGCGCCACUUUAAGGUGUGUUCACUUACUUCAAAAAGAAGCUGCUGAAGAGUCCAGAAUACUUGAUAAAAUCCUAAUUGUAAGAUAAAACUAACAGAAGGAAGCAUGGCGCAACUAUAGCUGAAAUAAACAAAAGAUA